AAAUACAAUUCAUACACACUGCAUACAGUCAAAACCCAAACGGGCUCUAUAUAGUCGGUCGUCUCUCAGGUCUUGCCUUGUUUUCCACCUCCGAUCCGACCCGACCCGUAAAAAAAUUGAAUUCUUAUCGAGUUUGUGAUAAAUGGGCAAGCUUUGAUCGCCAUUAAUCAAUCAAAUUCGACCCAGUUUUAGUAAAUGGAGACCCAUUUUAGAUCUGGGUUUGUAACACUUAUUGUUAUUAUACUGUUAGUUUGUGUAUCUUCUUCUGGUGUUUCUGCACAAACUCGAAGACCUAAAAAUGUACAAGUUGCUCUUAAGGCCAAAUGGGCUGGCACUCCUUUGCUUUUGGAAGCUGGGGAAUUACUAUCCAAAGAGUGGAAAAACCUAUUUUGGGAAUUCAUUGAGGUGUGGCUUCAGAAUGAAAAUAUAGAUUCAGAUUCUCAUUCUGCUAAAGAGUGCUUAAAGAAAAUAGUAAACAGUGCCAAACCACUGUUAAGUGAUCAUUUAGCAUCAAUUUUUGAAUUUACUCUCACUCUUCGUUCAGCAUCUCCUAGAUUAGUCGUUUAUCAGCGCCUGGCUGAGGAAUCUCUUGCCUCUUUCCCGCUGGAUGAUGAUGUUAGCUACAACUCUCCCGAUGGACAUUAUAAGCAAACCAAAAAGGUAGAUACUUUGCUCUCAGGUGUGAACCUGAGAAGUCCAGGUGGAAAAUGUUGUUGGGUGGACACUGGUGGGGCAGUGUUUUUUGAUGUGGUGGAGCUACUUCACUGGCUUCGUAAACCUAGCAAAUCGUCCGGGGAUUCAUUUCAGCAGCCUGACCUCUUUGAAUUUGAUCAUGUCCAUUUUGAUUCUAAUUUUGGGGGUCCAGUUGCCAUUUUAUAUGGAGCUCUUGGGACUGAUUGCUUUAAGGAAUUCCACGUGACCUUGGUGCAAGCAGCGAAAGAGAAUAAAGUUAAAUAUGUUCUGAGACCUGUACUGCUUUCUGGUUGUGAAUCAAAAAGUGGCCAUUGUGGUUCUAUUGGUACAAGUGAUCCAUUGAAUUUGGGAGGCUAUGGUGUUGAACUUGCUUUGAAGAACAUGGAAUACAAGGCCAUGGAUGACAGUGCAAUAAAAGAAGGUGUGACUCUAGAAGAUCCACAUACUGAAGAUCUCAGCCAGGAAGUUAGAGGGUUUAUAUUUUCUAAAAUUCUGGAACGCAAGCCUGAGCUAACAUCUGAAAUAAUGGAUUUCAGAGAUUCUCUUCUUUCAUCAACAAUAUCUGAUACACUUAAUGUUUGGGAAUUGAAGGAUUUAGGACACCAAACAGUACAGAAAAUAGUUCAUGCUUCUGAUCCUCUACAAUCAAUGCAAGAAAUCAAUCAAAAUUUUCCUAGCAUUGUCUCUUCACUGUCUCGUAUGAAGCUUGAUGAAUCUGUCAAAGAUGAAAUAAUUGCAAAUCAAAGGAUGAUUCCGGCUGGCAAGUCAUUAAUGGCUUUGAAUGGUGCCUUGCUUGAUAUUGAAGAUAUUGAUCUCUAUCUGUUGAUCGACAUGGUCCAUCAAGAGUUGUCGUUGGCUGACCAGUAUCUAAAGUUAAAGAUUCCUUCAGGCACAGUAAGAAAACUUUUAUCAACUCUACCUCCAGCUGAGUCAAACAUGUUUCGUGUUGAUUUCCGCUCAAGCCAUGUUCAUUACCUUAACAACUUAGAGGUAGAUGCAAUGUACAAGAGAUGGCGAAGCAAUUUAAACGAGUUGUUGAUGCCAGUCUUUCCUGGACAAUUACGUUAUAUUCGUAAGAACCUCUUCCAUGCAGUUUAUGUUUUGGAUCCUGCAUCUACCUCGGGGCUUGAGGUUGUUGACUCAAUACUAUCUAUGUUCGAGAACAGUCUACCUAUGAGGUUUGGGGUGAUAUUGUACUCUACAAAGUUUAUCCAGAAGUUAGAAACAAAUGGUGGUGAAUUUCCAUCGAGUGUGGGGAAUGGUAGUGAGAAAGAAGAAGAUUUAUCCAGUCUGAUUAUUCGUCUUUUUAUAUAUAUGAAGGAAAGCUACGGGAUUCAAAUGGCUUUCCAAUUUCUGAGUAAUGUUAACAAGUUGCGACUUGAAUCAGGUGACUUUGAGGAUGCUCCUGAAAUGCACCAUAUUGAAGCAGCAUAUGUAGACACAACGUUACCGAAGGCAAAAGUCCCACCACAGGAAACAUUGCUAAAACUACAAAAGGAGGGUACAUUCAGUAAAGAGUCUCACGAGAGUUCCAUGUUUGUGUUUAAGCUUGGUUUGUCUAAGCUACAUAGCUGUGUCUUGAUGAACGGGCUUGUUCAUGAGCCUAAUGAGGAGGCUGUUAUAAAUGCUAUGAACGACGAGCUUCCUAGAAUACAGGAGCAAGUUUACUAUGGACAUAUAAAUUCAAAAACUGAUGUCCUGGACAAAUUUCUAUCAGAAAGCGGGAUUCAGCGGUACAAUCCACAGAUUGUGGCAGAUGGCAAAGUGAAACCAAUGUUUAAAUCACUCUCUCCAUCAGUUCUUGGAACAGAUUCUGUACUAAAUGACAUUGGUUACUUGCACUCUCCCGACACUGUUGAUGAGUUGAAACCGGUGACUCAUCUUCUUUCUGUUAAUAUCACUUCAAUGAAAGGGAUACGAUUGCUUCGUGAAGGAAUACACUAUCUGAUGGCAGGUUCUAGAAAUGCUCGUUUGGGUGUAUUAUUUAAUGCUGAUCUGGAUGUGGAGUCACCUGGUCUUCUAUUUGUGAAGUUUUUUCAAAUCACUGUCUCCUCAUAUAGUCAUAAGAAAAGUGUCUUAAAUUUCUUGGACCAACUGAUCUUGAUAUAUGAGCAUGAAUACAUGCUUAGAUCUUCAAUUAAUGCUGAACACGGUCAAGCGUUUUUUGAGAAGGUCUCUCAGCUGGCUGAAGCCAAUGGCUUGCCAUCCAAGGGCUAUUCUUCUAGCCAAUCUGAAUUCUCUUUUGACAAGUGGAGAAACCAGUUGAACAAGGUGGGUCAGUUCUUAUUCAGUCAGCUUGGGAUAGCUUAUGGUGUUAAUGCUGUCAUUACCAAUGGAAGGGUGAUUCAGGCGGUGGACGGCGAUACCUUAUUAAGCCAUGAUUUGCAUCUUCUAGAAUCUGUGGAAUUCAAGCAGAGAAUAAAGCACAUUGUGGAAAUCAUCGAAGAAGUAAAGUGGGAGAACAUGGAUCCUGACAUGUUGACAAGCAAAUUUAUUAGUGAUGUUGUCAUGGCUGUUUCAUCUUCCAUGGCUACUCGGGAUCGGAACUCUGAAGGUGCUCGCUUUGAAGUUUUAAGUGCCACACACAGUGCUGUUAUUUUGAAAAAUGAAAAUGCUAGUGUCCAUAUUGAUGCUGUCAUCGAUCCCUUGAGUUCAUCUGGUCAGAAGCUGUCUACACUUCUGCGCUUACUAUGGAAAAUGUUUCAACCUAGCAUGAGACUUGUACUGAAUCCAAUUAGCUCCCUUGUUGAUCUUCCUCUGAAAAAUUACUAUCGUUACGUCAUACCAACACUGGAUGAUUUCAGCAGCACUGAUUCUACAGUUUAUGGACCCAAAGCAUUUUUUGCAAAUAUGCCACUGUCCAAAACCCUCACCAUGAAUCUUGAUGUUCCUGAGCCAUGGCUUGUGGAGCCUGUUAUUGCAGUCCAUGAUCUUGACAAUAUACUACUAGAGAACCUUGGUGACACAAGAACAUUGCAGGCGGUGUUUGAACUUGAAGCACUUGUUUUAACUGGUCAUUGUUCCGAGAAGGAUCAUGAACCCCCUCGAGGUCUUCAGCUUAUACUUGGAACUAAAGCUGCGCCCCAUUUAGUUGAUACCCUCGUUAUGGCCAAUCUGGGGUAUUGGCAAAUGAAAGUUUCUCCAGGGGUCUGGUACCUGCAACUUGCUCCAGGUAGGAGUUCUGAGCUUUAUGUCCUUAAUGAACACGGAGUUGGAAAUCAGGACAGCCCUACUAUGAAACGCAUCACCAUAAGGGAUUUAAGGGGUAAACCAGUUCAUCUGGAAGUGCACAAGAAAAAAGGAAAGGAACAAGAGAAGUUGCUGGUUUCUACUGAAAAUGAUGAUGAGAGUGCACAUGAAUUGGAAAAACAGAAAAGUUGGAAUUCUAAUCUAUUGAAAUGGGCUUCUGGAAUUAUUGGUGGCAGUGACCAAUCAAAGAAGAGUCGAGGAACUUCAGUGGAUGAAAAAAAAGGUGGCAGGCAAGGAAAAACUAUUAACAUAUUCUCUAUAGCUUCUGGUCAUCUAUAUGAACGCUUCACGAAAAUCAUGAUACUUACUGUCUUGAAGAACACACGGCGACCAGUGAAGUUCUGGUUUAUAAAGAAUUAUCUUUCUCCUCAGUUCAAGGAUGUGAUCCCGCACAUGGCCCAAGAAUAUGGUUUUGAAUAUGAAUUGAUAACAUAUAAAUGGCCUAGUUGGUUGCACAAACAGAAAGAAAAGCAGAGAAUCAUCUGGGCCUAUAAAAUUUUGUUCCUUGAUGUUAUAUUUCCUCUUUCUCUAGAAAAGGUUAUUUUUGUUGAUGCUGAUCAAGUUGUCAGGGCAGAUAUGGGAGAUCUGUAUGACAUGAAUUUAAGAGGACGACCACUAGCAUAUACCCCUUUCUGCGAUAACAAUAAGGAUAUGGAUGGAUACAGAUUCUGGAGACAAGGUUUCUGGAAAGAACAUCUCCGAGGAAGACCAUAUCACAUAAGUGCUUUAUAUGUUGUUGAUUUAAUCAAAUUCCGAGAAACUGCAGCAGGAGACAAUUUAAGAGUAAUUUACGAAACCUUGAGCAAAGAUCCAAAUAGUCUUGCCAAUCUGGAUCAGGAUCUUCCAAAUUAUGCUCAGCACACAGUUCCUAUCUUUUCUCUUCCUCAAGAAUGGCUAUGGUGUGAGUCAUGGUGUGGAAACUCAACUAAAUCAAAGGCCAAAACCAUUGAUCUAUGCAACAACCCCAUGACAAAGGAGCCGAAGCUUCAGGGUGCCAAAAGAAUAGUUGCAGAGUGGCCUGAUAUUGAUUAUGAAGCACGCCAGUUCACUUCGAAAAUCUUAGGUGAAAAUGUCAAUCCAGUAGAAAAGGUUGUACCCAACCCUGGAACUGGAAAUAAAAUCACUGAUCCUCCUUCAAAAGACCCGGAAUCGAAAGCAGAACUGUGAAUAUGGAAUAAUAUGGACAGCAGAUAUCUAAAGGUCAGAUAAUUUAGCUUGUUUAGUGAUCACCAAAGUCUAACAUUCCAUUUUUGUACUCUAAUAUGAGUUGUAGUUUUUGUUGCUCGUCUCAACAUACUUUAUACGAAAGGAAGAGAUGUCUUCUAGCUGGGAACUAGUGUUAGGAACCAGAAACCCAAAAGAAGGCGACAUGUUCUUUUCCAUAUGUUCAACAUAGGUUAUCAACAAAUUUUUGAUGGUACAUUAAUCAGCAACUAGUGUAAGAUAAAUUCAUAACAUCCUAUAUUAUAGGAAUUUAAUUUUUGUGAGA
Messenger RNA from Daucus carota subsp. sativus, 5431 nucleotides. RefSeq names its product UDP-glucose:glycoprotein glucosyltransferase. The coding region runs from base 196 to 5109 and encodes 1637 amino acids. The transcript has 37 exons. Gene Ontology annotation, cellular component: endoplasmic reticulum. The record is from RefSeq and is a predicted model, not a curated record. Gene Ontology annotation, molecular function: UDP-glucose:glycoprotein glucosyltransferase activity. NCBI's taxonomy places the organism in Eukaryota, Viridiplantae, Streptophyta, Magnoliopsida, Apiales, Apiaceae.